This is a messenger RNA of Hemiscyllium ocellatum (epaulette shark), 1437 nucleotides long. RefSeq names its product fibrinogen alpha chain-like. Gene Ontology annotation, molecular function: signaling receptor binding. The transcript has 5 exons. NCBI's taxonomy places the organism in Eukaryota, Metazoa, Chordata, Chondrichthyes, Orectolobiformes, Hemiscylliidae. Gene Ontology annotation, biological process: protein polymerization; platelet activation; blood coagulation. The record is from RefSeq and is a predicted model, not a curated record. The coding region runs from base 1 to 1437 and encodes 478 amino acids. Gene Ontology annotation, cellular component: fibrinogen complex.
AUGAAGGCAAUACUGAUCUUGGGUUUGAUACUAUGUUCCAUUGGUUUGACAUGGGCUGAACUGGCUAUCAAUCCUCGGGGUCCUAGACCUGAAGUAGUUGAAAACCGAAUGAAAUCCAGACACUAUUCAGAGCCGUCAAGCCCACUUUGUACUGAUGAAGAAUGGGGCCCUAAAUGUCCAUCUGGGUGCAGAAUUCUUGGAUCAAUCGAGUCUUGGAGUCGCAAAAAUAACGACAGAAUUGAAAAGUUUCAACAGUACAAGAACGAGUAUUCCAAAAUAUUUUGGGAUACUCAGGUAACUGUGAUCGAAACUGCCAACAGAAUGAAAAAGAUUGUGGAGCAAAUUGGAAAAAUUGAGGACAGCUGUCAAGAAGAGAUGAAUCCUCUGAAUUACAAACUUAUCGACUUACAAAAAAAAGUUGAUGACCACAUUGCCAGAGAAAACAUACUAAAAAACAAUAUAAUAGAACAAUACAAAGAAAUCUCAAGGUUGGAGGUGGACAUUGAUAUCAAGCUACGAGCUUGCAAAGGAUCUUGUGCAAAAUCAUUUGCUUACAUCAUUGAUGAAAAUCUGAAUGAGGAAAUGAAGAAAAAUAUUACGUCAAUAACUUCUGACAGCAUGGAGAAUAAUCUGUCUGAGAAGCUAAUUGCGUCACUUAAAACUGGGAAUACUAAGGAUUGCGCAGUUGACAGCAAAUAUAAAUCUUUUGAAACAAAAUAUGUGCCAGAAACAACAUUGUAUCCUAAUGUUUGGGAAGGAGCAAAUGUUAGGACGCUCAUCCUAGAAGAAAAUACAAAAGAUCCAAGUGUUAGCAAAACUCAUCCGACCAGUAGUAGCAUUAGCACUGGAAGCAGUCAUAAAGUAGUCAGUGAAUUUUCACAUCCAGAUCAAAACAUUUUCCAUUCAGAACGGUCAGUGACCACCAAAACAAUUGUUUCAAAACAAGGUGAAGUUACUAAAACAGUCACAACAGAGGUUGAUUCUGGUUCUUAUCCUCUUUCAGUAGAUGAGCUAAUAGAGAAAUAUGGAUUAGAUGGUAAGACUAAGGGUUCAACUACCACUUUAACUGAGACACACACAUCUUCACAUCAUGUAGAUGAUGGUUUAGGAAGCUUGCUAAAUUCUGGAGUUAAAUCAACUGGGUCUAAGACUGUAGUCCACACAAAAACAUACACAUCUACUGGUGAGACAGGUGAUUUUCAAAACAUAGGAGACUUUAGCACUGAUUUUUCUACUUUUCGUCAUGAAGAUCAUUUGGGCCCACUAGAUGGGGUUAGUGGUUCAAGCAAAACAAUUAGUUAUGAAUCAAGAAGUCAACAUUCAUCCAGUGUUGGUGGUACUAAGGGAUUCAAAGCAACUGCAGAUUCAAAUCAUGAAGUUGCCCGUCUAUCUGAAGAUGAAACUGGAGGAAGUGAUCCAGGUAUUAAAACGUUUUAG